Messenger RNA from Kockovaella imperatae, 579 nucleotides. RefSeq lists its product as hypothetical. The record is from RefSeq and is a predicted model, not a curated record. Gene Ontology annotation, cellular component: pericentric heterochromatin. Gene Ontology annotation, biological process: chromatin organization; negative regulation of transcription by RNA polymerase II. Gene Ontology annotation, molecular function: chromatin binding. Lineage: Eukaryota; Fungi; Basidiomycota; Tremellomycetes; Tremellales; Cuniculitremaceae. Bases 83 to 472 code for a protein of 129 amino acids. The transcript has 3 exons.
GUGAUUGGAGCUGUCCAGAUUGUCUUGAGUCGGUCGUCAAAGGAGUCGCUGAGCAGAAUAUCACGAAAGGGUCAAAUGAGCGAUGUAUCAGACGAGACUGUGUAUUAAGGUGGAUGAUAAAGCAUGCUCGCGUCACACUAACAUGUGCAGAGCACGACAACGUGUUAUUACCACCGAAGACGAUGCGAAUGUGUUCCUGGUGGAGAAGAUCAUUGGCCGAAAAGCGAUUUCUCGCAACAAGGACGGCACAAGAAACUUUGUCAGCCUCGUCAAAUGGCUCAAUUAUCCUGUGGAAGACAGCACCUGGGAGCCAAAGGAAAACAUCGAGCCUCACACAGAGGCACUACUGGCGCGUUAUGAGAAGGAAAGAGUGGAGCAGAACCUCUCUCGGGCUGCCAAAGUGGUCAUAUUGAAAGAGUAUGCGGAUCACUUCGAUAUGGAUGGGAAUCCGCUUGUCAAGUCUGGUCAAUGAGUUCAGUCAUGAUCGUUAUGUGCGAGCGACUGGUGUUGUUGUUCAUCAUAUGUGUAACCAAUACAUCCUCUCGGCAUGUCUUCACAUGUAUAUUCUUCCCUCUUCAU